This is a messenger RNA of Chinchilla lanigera (long-tailed chinchilla), 4122 nucleotides long. RefSeq names its product seizure related 6 homolog (mouse) (gene Sez6). The record is from RefSeq and is a predicted model, not a curated record. The transcript is spliced from 17 exons. Gene Ontology annotation, biological process: synapse maturation; regulation of dendrite development. Gene Ontology annotation, cellular component: dendritic shaft; neuronal cell body; endoplasmic reticulum. The coding region runs from base 99 to 3131 and encodes 1010 amino acids. NCBI's taxonomy places the organism in Eukaryota, Metazoa, Chordata, Mammalia, Rodentia, Chinchillidae.
CGGACCAGGCAGGCUCUGCCCCUCCUGCGCCCACGCCUCGCAGAGCCCCUCGCCCUACCGCUGCGGCCCCAGUCCGGGGCGCGGCUGCAACCAGCACCAUGCGCCCAGCAGCCCUGCUGCUCCUGCCCUCGCUGCUGGCGCUCCUGGUUCACGGACUUUCCUCAGAAGCCCCAACCAUGGGGGAAGGACAAGCCACAGGCAACAAGGAGACAGAUGGGGAGCUGACAGCAGCCCCCACACCUGAGCAGCCAGAGCGAGGUGUUCACUUCGUCACAACAGCCCCCACCCUGAAGCUGCUCAACCAUCACCCACUGCUGGAGGAAUUCCUUCAAGAGGGGCUGGAGACAGGCGAGGAGGAGCUGAGACCAGCAUUGCCCUUUCAACCUGAUCCACCUACACCCUUCACCCCAAGCCCCCUCCCUCGCCUGGCCAACCAGGACAGCCGCCCUGUCUUUACCAGCCCCACUCCUGCCAUGGCGGCAGCACCUACACAGCCCCAGUCCAGGGAGGGACGUUGGAGCCUAGAGUCAGAGCUCCCUUUGCUUCGUAUCACAGCCCCCCUACCUCCAGGGCCCAGCCUUGCAGCGCCCACCUUAUACCCAGGGGAGAGACCUAGUACUACACCCCCCAGCAGAGCCUGGACUCCAACCCAAGAGGGUCCUGGAGAUAUGGGCAGGCCAUGGGCUCCAGAGGCCAUGUCCCAGACCACAGGGCUCGGGAUUGAGGGCACCAUCACCACCUCCACAGCUUCUGGAGAUGACGAAGAGACCACAACCACCACCACCAUCAUUACCACUACCGUCACCACAGUUCAGCCACCAGGCCCUUGUAGUUGGAAUUUCUCUGGCCCAGAGGGCUCUCUGGACUCCCCCCAAGCCUACAGCUCACCCUCUGAUGUCGGUCUGGACUGUUUCUACUACAUCUCUGUCUACCCUGGCUACGGCGUGGAGAUCAAGGUCCAGAACAUCAGCCUUCGGGAGGGAGAGACAGUAGCUGUGGAGGGCCUUGGGGGACCUGACCCAUUGCCCCUUGCCAACCAGUCUUUCCUUCUCCGGGGCCAAGUCAUCCGCAGCCCCACGCACCAAGCAGCCGUGAGGUUCCAGAGCCUCCCGCCACCUGCUGGGCCUGGCUCCUUCCAUUUCCAGUACCAAGCCUAUCUCCUGAGCUGCCAUUUUCCCCGAAGACCAGCUUACGGAGAUGUGACUGUCUCCAGCCUCCACCCAGGAGGCAGUGCCCACUUCCACUGUACCACUGGCUACCAGCUGAAGGGUGCCAGGUUCCUCACCUGUCUCAACGCCACUCAGCCCUUCUGGGAUUCCCAAGAACCUGUCUGCAUUGCUGCCUGUGGUGGAGUGAUCCGCAAUGCCACCACUGGCCGCAUUGUCUCUCCGGGCUACCCUGGCAACUACAGCAACAACCUCACCUGCCACUGGCUACUUGAGGCUCCUGAGAGCCAGAGGCUGCACCUGCACUUUGAGAAGGUCUCUCUGGCAGAAGAUGAUGACAGGCUUAUCAUUCGCAAUGGGGACAACGUGGAGUCUCCGCCUGUGUACGAUUCCUACGAGGUGGAAUACCUGCCUAUUGAGGGCCUGCUAAGCUCUGGCAGACACUUCUUUGUGGAACUCAGUACAGACAGCAGUGGGGCAGCUGCCGGUGUGGCCCUGCGCUAUGAGGCCUUCCAGCAGGGCCACUGCUAUGAGCCCUUUGUCAAAUACGGCAACUUCAGCAGCAGCGCACCCUCAUAUCCUGUGGGUACCACUGUGGAGUUCAGCUGCGAUCCUGGCUACACCCUGGAGCAGGGGUCUAUCAUCAUUGAAUGUGUUGAUCCCCAUGACCCGCAGUGGAAUGAGACAGAGCCAGCCUGCCGAGCCGUGUGCAGCGGGGAGAUCACAGAUUCAGCGGGCGUGGUGCUCUCCCCCAACUGGCCAGAGCCCUAUGGCCGAGGGCAGGACUGCAUCUGGGGUGUGCAUGUGGAAGAGGACAAGCGCAUUAUGCUGGACAUCCGAGUGCUGCGCAUAGGCCCUGGUGAUGUACUUACCUUCUAUGAUGGGGAUGACCUGACAGCCCGGGUCCUGGGCCAGUACUCAGGGCCACGUGGCCACUUCAAGCUCUUUACCUCCAUGGCUGAUGUCACCAUCCAGUUCCAAUCGGACCCUGGGACUUCAGUGCUAGGCUACCAGCAAGGAUUUGUCAUCCACUUCUUUGAGGUGCCCCGCAAUGACACAUGUCCAGAGCUGCCUGAGAUCCCCAAUGGCUGGAAGAACCCAUCGCAGCCUGAGCUGGUACACGGCACUGUGGUCACUUACCAGUGUUACCCCGGGUACCAGGUGGUGGGAUCCAGUGUCCUCAUGUGCCAGUGGGACCUAAGCUGGAGUGAGGAUCUGCCUUCAUGCCAGAGAGUGACUUCCUGCCAUGAUCCUGGGGACGUGGAGCACAGCCGACGCCUCAUAUCCAGCCCCAAGUUUCCUGUGGGGGCCACUGUGCAGUAUAUUUGUGACCAGGGUUUUGUGCUGACGGGCAGUGGCAUCCUCACCUGCCAUGACCGCCAGGCUGGCAGCCCCAAGUGGAGCGACCGGGCCCCCAAAUGUCUCUUGGAACAGCUCAAGCCAUGCCAUGGCCUCAGCGCCCCCAAGAAUGGUGCUCACAGUCCUGAGAAGCGGCUACACCCCGCAGGGGCUACUGUGCACUUUUCAUGUGCCCCUGGCUAUGUGCUGAAAGGCCAGGCCAGCAUCAAGUGUGUGCCUGGGCACCCCUCACACUGGAGUGACCCUCCACCCAUCUGUAGGGCUGCCUCUCUGGAUGGGUUCUACAGCGGCCGUAGCCUGGAUGUUGCCAAGGCACCUGCUACCUCCAGGACCCUGGAUGCUGCCCACAUUGCAGCUGCCAUCUUCCUGCCACUGGUAGCAAUGGUGUUGUUGGUGGGAGGUGUGUACCUCUACUUCUCCAGGCUUCAGGGGAAAAGCCCCUUGCAGCUGCCCCGAACACGCCCUCGCCCUUACAACCGCAUCACCGUGGAGUCAGCAUUUGACAAUCCAACUUAUGAGACUGGAGUGGACUGUGGCCUGGCAAAUCUUAUGCAAGUUUCCAACUCCCAGCAGUCUCUUUCCUUUGCAGGAGAUGAGAGAAUAUGAAGUCUCCAUCUAGGUGGGGGUAGCCUGGGGAAGCUCACUCAGCCCUGCAUCUCGACCCAGCAGCAGGGCUCCUGGCUUUCUGUUGUCCCUCCAUCUCUUGUAUAUACCACCUGGGAAGAGAUGCCACCAAUCCCUCAUGAAGUUGUGCCCUUCCCUGCCUGCAGUGCCCAUCAUGGCCUAUUUUCUUGGCACCACUGCCCACUUAGGGCCCGUCCUUGGGUCCAAGUCAGGGGGCACCUGACUGAGUAGAACAUAGCUGGAGCACAUCAUCAACAGCCAGCAUCCUCCUGACCCUCCUCCAUGCCCUGACCCUCCUGCCUGGGAGUCAUAGGCACAGCAGGAGCACCUUUCUCCAUGUGGCCACUAUCCAGCCCUGGCAUGUAGGACACUCUAGCCAGGCUGGUGGUGGCGGAAACUGCACCAGGGUGUUCCUUACAGGACCAUCACCAGUGGCCAAAACCGCUCUCAAUGGUGACCUUGGGGUAGUUCUAGCAUGCCAACAUCAGUCCCUCAUGGAGGUCUCUAAAGCCCCAGAAGUGGCCGUUGCUGCCUCCUGCUCCUACUUGGUAGAGGCAAUAAUUCCAAGGGCCCCUAAAGGGGUUCAGAGUCUCUACCCCAAGCUUGGACUGGGCUUCCCUGGGUACUCAUGCUCCACACCAAAGCAGGAUACCCCACUGCUCCCUAGCAGCCCUGUACCCUGAUGAGAGGGAGACCUUCCUCUGAUGUUUACCUGGCUCUUACAAACACUCCCUUUCCCACCAGUCCCUCCUCCUGCCACUAUCCUCUAGCAGAAAAGGAAUGGGCAGGUAUAUUCUGGAGAGGAGCAGAGGUCCAAAGACCCAGAAAUUUGGCAUGGAACAAUGGAGAGAGCCCCAGGGCUGGCUGAAGGCCACUUUGUACAUAUAAUGUAUUAUAUGGGGUCUGGGCUCCAGCCAGAGAACAAUCUUUUAUUUCUGUUGUUUCCUUAUUAAAAUGGUGUUUUUUGAAAAAA